This is a messenger RNA of Nicotiana attenuata, 429 nucleotides long. RefSeq lists its product as uncharacterized. Lineage: Eukaryota; Viridiplantae; Streptophyta; Magnoliopsida; Solanales; Solanaceae. The record is from RefSeq and is a predicted model, not a curated record. The transcript has a single exon. Bases 1 to 429 code for a protein of 142 amino acids.
AUGGAGUACUUGAACAGAUCUUUAAAGCAGCUGAAAUCAAAUCCAGAUUUUAACUAUCAUCCUAAAUGUGCAAAAUUGGGAAUAGUUCACAUUUGUUUUGCUGAUGACUUAUUAAUGUGCUGUAGAGCUGAUAAGGUAUCUAUUGAACUUAUGAUGAAACAAUUUGAAAAAUUCUCCACAGCUUCAGGCUUACAGGCUAACAUGGAAAAGAGCUCAUUCUAUGUGGCAGGAAUAUCUAAUCAACACAAGCAAGAAAUACUGGAGAAGUUGCAGUUCACCAUUGGAGAAAUAUCAUUCAAGUACUUAGGUGUCCCUUUGUCCUUAAAAAAACUCACCAUUAGUCAAUGCAUGCCUUUGGUUGAUAGAAUGCAGGAAGGGUCAAAUGCUGGACAACCAGCUUUUUAUCAUAUGCAGGGAGAGUCCAACUAA